UUUAAGUCUCCUUGUGAUAGAGAGGAGGGACAAAGGGCGCAGGAGAUAAAUAUUCUAGUGUGUUCUCCUCUCCAUCACUUUGUGUCUGUUUCCGAAGCAUCAACACAAAGGGGGAACUGAAAUAGCCAAGAUGCCUGAGAAAGCACCAGAGAGAAAAUCCAAAAUCUCAGCCUCUCGCAAGCUCAUGCUUAAGAGCUUGAUGGUCGCCAAGGCCAAAGAGGAGCUGGAGCAGGAGAUGGUGGAGAAAGAAGAACAGAAGGAAAAGUACCUGGAGGAAAAAGCUCCGCCGAUACAGACCCACAGCAUGACGUUACAAGAACUUAAGACUUUAUGUGAAGAGCUGCAUGCCAAAAUUGAUGUGGUGGACGAGGAGCGGUAUGACAUUGAAGCCAAAGUCUUGCACAAUACCAGAGAGAUCAAAGACCUGAACAUCAAGGUGCUGGAUCUGCGUGGGAAGUUUAAGAGACCUAACCUGAGGAGGGUGAGAGUGUCCGCUGACGCCAUCUUGCGCUCCCUGCUGGGUUCAAAACACAAGGUUUCUUUGGAUCUGCGAGCUAAUCUCAAAUCAGUCAAGAAGGAGGACACGGAGAAGGAGAAGACGGUGGAAGUGAGUGACUGGAGGAAAAAUGUGGAAGCCAUGUCGGGCAUGGAGGGCCGCAAGAAGAUGUUUGACGCAGCAAAGGGCCCAAACCAGUAAAACAGAGUUAAUAAAGCAAAAUUCUGGUCUUCACCGAAAAUCGUAUACCAUCACUUGGAACGAGAAAGAAUCAAACACAGAACUAAAGAAUUAAACCUCAACCUUUCACUGGCUCACACAGAACAUGUCUUAGAUUAUUCAGUCAUUAUCCUUUCCCAAAUAUUCUGUUUGCUUUCUAUCAUUUUCACUGAAAUAAACACAACGUAUGCAAUA
Sphaeramia orbicularis (orbiculate cardinalfish) is the source of this 910-nucleotide messenger RNA. RefSeq names its product troponin I type 1b (skeletal, slow) (gene tnni1b). Bases 131 to 697 code for a protein of 188 amino acids. The transcript has 8 exons. Gene Ontology annotation, cellular component: troponin complex. NCBI's taxonomy places the organism in Eukaryota, Metazoa, Chordata, Actinopteri, Kurtiformes, Apogonidae. The record is from RefSeq and is a predicted model, not a curated record. Gene Ontology annotation, biological process: cardiac muscle contraction; skeletal muscle contraction.